AGUCGAACAAAAUUCUUCGUCAACGAGUCGGCUAAAAAACUCUGCGAUCAGUUCAAGUCUGAACGCCGAUUUAGUCAAAUAUCUCUUGCUAAUCGAGUUUUCCGUUAUCUAACCAUGUCUUAUCGCAAUCUGGCUAAAGUCUUUCUUUUGGUGGUGUUGCUCAGCUUGAGUCUGGUGCCAUUUAGCCAAGCCCAACCGAAACGAGGUCGUAAACGUGCUUUUGGCGUGGGUCUUCUGGGUGGAGCUCUGGCUGGCGCCGUAAUAGGGAACGUGGUGGCCAAGUCCCACCAGGCUCCAGCUGCAGCUCCUGCUGCCCCCGUGGCGCAGGUGCACCACUUCUACCAGGCAGGUGUCCCAGUGCCGCCUGCACCCAUUGCCGUGGUGGCUCCAGCACCACCAGAUCCCAAGAAGAUGACCGUCAUCGAAACAGGGGCCCCCGAUGCCAAUGGAUGCUACAAGCAAACCAUCCGCGAACCGAAUCCCAGUAAUCCGAAGACCUACACGGAAACGCAGCACCUGAUUUGCCCCACGCUGCAGCAGUCCAAUCAACCGGCUCCCGCCAUUGCCCCCAGUGUUUCCCACGUUCCAGUGAUGCCACAGCCCUCGCCGGUGAUCCCUGCUCCCGUGGCAGGGCCUCCAGCUCCUGCUGCGGCUCCUGCUGCAGCUCCUGUUGCAGCUCCUGUUGCAGCUCCUGUUGCCCCAGCUUCAGCUGCAGUGGCUCCUGCAGCAGCGGUUCCCGUUCCACCGGCUGCAGCUCCUGUGGCACCAGUUCAUACCUCUGUUCCAGUGGCAGCUCCAGCUCCUGUCCCGGUUGCCCCCGCAGCUCAGCCCAUCCCUGGCCAGCCUCCCCAGGUCAUCCUGCUCUCCAAGAAAACCGUGUACUACCCCAAAAAGCGAUCUUCGGCACCCACACUCUACAUUCCACAGGGAGUUCUGGCCAUGCUGGUGAUUUUCUAUAGCAUGAAGGCAUUUAUAUUUUAAUUUAGGGAAAUAAUUCAUUUCAAAUCCGUUGAUAUUAAGUCUUCAAUUUAUUGUCUAGUGAGUGCUAAUUCAACUUAAAAAUAUUACGAUGAACCUUGGUUGGUCAUACCAGAAAAAUGUGCCUGCUUAUCAAUUUGUUGCAUGACGAAUUUUUUUCUUCAAGUAAAUAAUCUUCUUCUAUUACACAUAAUGAGUCCAUUUUUCGAAACGAUAAGAAGUUCCCCAUAAAUUAUAUAAAUAAAAAUCCUAACUUCGAAA
Molecule: messenger RNA, 1239 nt
Organism: Drosophila ficusphila
Lineage: Eukaryota; Metazoa; Arthropoda; Insecta; Diptera; Drosophilidae
Product: predicted GPI-anchored protein 58
Source: RefSeq, a predicted model, not a curated record